Messenger RNA from Nezara viridula (southern green stink bug), 7776 nucleotides. The record is from the annotation of a GenBank genome assembly. Lineage: Eukaryota; Metazoa; Arthropoda; Insecta; Hemiptera; Pentatomidae.
AUAACAAUACUUACGACAGAAUGACUAAUUGUAGAUAACGUUGUUUUUUGUUCCUUUAUUCAAUUCAUAUCAGUCGUUACCUUGUCUCAAGACUUCAGUAAACUCAUCACUCAAGUUCACAAUUUUCAUGACCCAAGAGAGAACGACUGUGAGGCAUUCGACGAAGGAAAUCCAGAUAAAUGAAAGAUGCCGUCCCUCCUUGAGGGUAUUGAAGCGAAAUAUGGCAGGGAUUCAGACAGUUCAGAGCUUGAUAUCCCUAUUCUGUAUGUCCCAAGGAAGCCCCAGGAUUAUGUUCCACCUAUACUUGUCUUCAAUGAUUUUGGAAUAGAUUCAGCUGGAAGUGAAGAAAAGCUAAGGUGCAAAUGCCAGAAUGUCCAAGAACUCGAUCUUGCACAGAAUAGCCUUUCACAGUGGGCUGAGGUAAUGACUAUUCUUCGAAUAAUGCCUCGUCUGCAAUUUGUCAAUCUCAGCUUCAAUUCAUUAAGUCAAGCUUUAACAGACGAGCUUCUUCUGUCUGAUUGUUUUCCGAGACUGAAAAACCUUAUCCUUAAUGGAACUUACAUUGAUUGGCCUAGUGUGAGAAAACUUCUUACAUACUUGCCCAAUCUUGAAGAACUCCAUCUAAGCCUAAAUGGUUAUAGUUAUGUUGAACUAGAAGAACUAGAAGAUGGAGUCAGUGGUAUUCAUCCAGGUGUUAAAAGCUUAUACUUCACAGAUAAUACUAUAAGCUCCUGGCGGGAAGUGUGUAAACUAGGAAUAGCCUUUCCGAACCUACAUUCCCUUAUUCUUGCAGAUUGCCCUAUCAAUAACCUAGAUGUUACAAGUCCUGAUUCAACACCUGAACGACAGUAUUCUCGUACAGAAUCAGAAUGUGAAUCUGCUUCUAGUUCUACUAUAUCUCCACACCACACAUUUCGAAACCUUAAGUUUCUCAACCUCAACAAUACCCUCCUGUCAUCGUGGGAAGACAUUGACAGGCUAGCGUGUUUUCCAAAUUUAGCACAUUUGAGAAUUCAUGGCCUUCCUCUCUUUGAGUAUCCACAAGAGUAUACAAAGCACGAAAGAAGGCAACUAUUAAUAGCAAGAUUGCCAAAUAUUAGGACUUUGAAUGGUGGUGGAGAAAUAGGUGUUGAUGAUCGUGAAGAUGCAGAAAGGGCAUUUAUCAGGCAUUAUAUGGAUAAACCAGAAAGUGACCGCCCAGAAAGGUAUUCCGAUUUAGUAGCGGUUCAUGGUCGUCUAGAUCCUCUUGUCAAUAUUGAUCUUUCUCCUGAAAGAAAAGUGAAAGUGAACAUUGUUUAUGGAUCCAAGUCUGAAAUCAGACAAAUGGAAUCAAUUGAAAUGGAGAAUUGGGACGAAAAUUGGAGCUCUUCUGAAUCAGAAGAGACAGGCUCUUCUUUUUCUUACUCCGAAGAAUCAAGCACAAACACUCCACUGGGAAUGGAAGCUGUUAGAGUUGGAGGAGAAAGUUUUUUACUACCUCAGGGAUUAUGUGACAAUGCUGAUGUUUUUAAAGAAUUUUUUUCUCUCGACCUUUGGCAAAGUUUUUCAGAACAACAGAGGCAACAUUUGAAGAAUUUCCUCCCGUCAUUUCCGGAAAACGAUUCUGAAGAAAAAGAUGCAACACUAAGUAUGCUAUUUAAUCGUGAAAAUAUUAGAUUUGGAAAUCCAUUGGUUGAAUUUCAAAAACAAUUACGGGCUGCUUACUUCAGACCUGACUUAAGCAGAAUGCGGACUCUACUUAGGAAAGCACAAUAUAAAGAUUAUAAGCGUUCAGAACGAUGGCGGAUGUAUGAUCUUAUGAAAUCAGUAUUAGCUUCCAGGCAACAUUUAGUUGAUGCGGUCAUUAAUGGUGAAAGACCCAAAGUUUUUACUUCAACACCUAAAAAAUCUAGUGUUUCCCUUUCCCCAAAUGUUAAAAGUAGGUAUUUUCAAGAACUUGCAUUAAUCAAAGAAGAAAUUGGUGAAUCUAGUGAAAGUUCGGAGGAUGAAAACUAUCCAGAGGGGCCAUUGGGUGUUGGGAAAAAACCUAGAAGAAGUAUAAAUUUGGUAGAACUGGGACUUAAUGAUGGUAUCGAGCCAGUUCUUGGAACACUUUGUACUGGACCUACUCCUUGGGACCAAGGCAAAACCCCUCAAUAUAAUCCUUAUUAUAUUCAUGAACAGUCUUAUUCCCAGAUGUUGGCUGUUCAUUCUAAAAGAAGAUCUAACCGUGAGGAACAUCCGGACUUACAAGUUGAUGGUAUUACUCUUCAUGAUAUUGCUCAAAGGUGUAGUAAAUUUUUAAAGAAAUCGACUAGUUCCAAACCGAUUAUUUCUAAAAAAAAUAAACUAAAAUUGAACAGAACUGCUUCAAUAUCAAGUCCUAUGUUUGAUGACGAUUUUGGUGAUACAAGUGAAACUGAAGAAACUGGUAGUACUCUCCUCAAGCCAGAUUUAGAUGAUGAUGUAGAAAAAUUAGUAGACAUUGAAGCUGUUGAUGAACUUCCUUCAUUACCUGUGAUAGUGAGACAAAAUGCAACUGUUUCUAGUCAAAUAUCAACUUCAAAAAACAAUAAAUCACCAGCAUUAAAACGAUUUAGGACUGAAAGUCAUGACAGUUUAAAGAAAGGUUGUUUGUCAGGUAAUGAUGAAACUCCUAAGAAAGGAGGCUUAGGAAGUGAUAAAAAAACAAAGGUUACUAUAAUCAAAACAGAAACUGACCUCUCUCCUGAAAUUAAGAAAGCUAGAGUGCCUUUGACCCCUGCAACAUUGUCUGAUCUAGAUGGCAUUGAUAUGAUGGAUUUGCCGGUUGACUUUGAUGAAUCUUCACCACUUUCAUUAGAUGAAAUAAAAUCUCAUCCUGAGUUGAUGCAGGAAACACAGGCUUGUUUCUUCUCCCUUAUUCGGGACAUUCUCCUUUCAACUCCAGACCAUAGGAUAGAACCAAGAGAGCUUGAAUCUAGAGUGAAAGCCUGGGCCAACAGUCCUAUAGCACCUCUUAACCCUUGGUAUACACCUCAGUUGGAAUCAAAGUUGCAAUCAGCCGUUCAUUUUUUAGCUGGAGAUUCUUCAGAACCCCUUCCUGAAGAUUAUGUGCCUUAUAUGGAAUGGAAGGUGACUGUAAAGCAGUAUCAAUGGAUAGGAGCAGGCCGUGAUUCAGACCACCGCUUGGUUGCCUUAUGUUCAGUCUGGGGUGAAAGAAGCUCUGGCAACAGUUCUGCUUCUACAACUGUCCCACCAUCAAGCAGUAGUACUAUUAGUAAUAACAGCAUUGUUCAAACCUCGUCAGGACCCCCUGCUCCUCGAGGUCCCGCUGUACAACCCACUUCAAUACAGGACAGGAUUAUUUUCAGGCAGCAGAAUCGACUGACUUUUGUACAACAGCUCCUCACAAAAAAACUCCAUCUCCACAUAAGUACUCCAGGGCCUCGCUGGCGUAUUUUCUACUACCACCAAAAUCUGCACUGGCAGCGGCUCCUGGCUCAUGCCAGACCCUUCCAUGCACACCGUAAGAGUAAGAGGGUCACGGCUUUAAAGGCGACUCCCCGUGAAGCGUGGCCAGCUUUGCUGUUGACGGCAAAGUAUAGGCACGAUGCUACAGCUCCAUCCAUUUUCAGCGCUAGUUGCUUCAGCAGAGUUGGAGGUGUGGAAAGAGUUGUUGGCCCUGUGAGGUCAAUGCAAGCUGGAAAUCUGAGCAAAGCCCGAGGACAUACUCUGCUUGUUGAUGACAGACCAAAAUAUGUUACCAUACUUGAAUUAGUUCGAGAUGCUGUUGCGAGACUCCCGAAUGCUCAAGGAACUCGGGCUGAUAUUGUUACACUUCUAAAGGACUCACAGUAUCUAUCUGAAAAUUCACAAGAAGGGAUGUUGAGUUCUGUUGUUAGUGGUGCUUUGGAUAGGCUACAUUAUGAGAAUGAUCCAUCUGUUAAAUAUGAUUCUAAAAGGAAAAUUUGGGUCUACUUACACCGAGGAAGAAAACGAUUACAUGCUCUUGGUGCAAAUGUGAAAGUAUCAAGACCAAAAUCAGCAAGAAAGCCUUCUAAAACAAAGAAGGAUGCUUUACCCAAAAUUGAGAUUCCUGAGAGUUCUGAGGGUCGAAGUGGAACAGAAGGUGGUAGUGUUGUUGCAAUCACAACUGCUAGCGGUACACCAUUAGUUGUUGAUGCCAAAAACAGUGUGAAAAGACCAGUAACAACAGUUACCAGGAAAUUGAUAUCAGAUGGAGGAGUCAAAUCACUCCUUGGAAAACCAAGAAACAAAUUGAAUGAAGGACAAGGAAUCCUUAGACUUCAAGGAAGCUCAGGACAACAAAAGCCUGGAUCGAUUCUUCCUGCUAGAACAAUUGUACAGGACACUAAUCUGGUCAGAACUGCACCACAAAAUGUAGUUAAAAAAUCUGUGACUAUAUCAGCGGAUGCAGUUGCUAAAGCUGGAAAAUCGAUAGUAAAAGUAAUUACUACUUCGCAGACUGGAACUCAGAAUGCUGUAAGAACAGUACAAAGGGUAACAAAUCAACAAACAAGCCAGCAACAGCAGCAAUUAUUGCAAUUGAAACAGCAACUUCUUGCCAGUGGUGAUAAGAUUGUUAAGGGAACUGGCAUUCCUACAGCAUCAAUUAAAAAAACCCAAUCCCAAAUUGGAACUCAACAACAGGGUCAAGUUACAACUCAGGGACAACAGCAGCAGCAGACAUCUGGAGAUAGUGGUAGUGGUGUUUCUGGAGGAAGUGGCAGUUCACAGCAGAUGAUAGUUAUUAAUCAGCCACAGAUAUUGAUGGAUUCAUUAUCUGUUAAACAGCAAAAGCAGUUGCAGCAAAUUCUAACUAAGCAACAGCAGCAGGUUGACCAACAACAUACUUCAAAUCAGUCCAUUCAGUUGAUCCUCGGUAAACAACAGACUGGAGAGCAAGGCAAGGUUUUAGCAACUGGAGGCACUAAGACUGGUCCUAUGAUAGUCAUGAAACCAAAUGAUGGAAGUGGUAAACAAGGACAAGCAGGAGUACAGCAGAUGAUACUGGUAAAGCAGAGCAAUAGUGGUGAUAGUGGAGAUCAAGGAACAACAACUCAUAUCACUCAGCAACAACUUCAACAGAUGAUAUUGCUGAAACAACAGCAAACACAAGGUCAGGGCCAGGUGGGCCAACAGGGUCAACAGCUGACGCAACAGAUGAUUAUUGUGAAGCAUUCUGACCAGAAGUCAGUUCAAGUGAUUCCUCAGUCUACUUCUAAGGCUCAAGCUCAACCUCAGCCUCAGGCUCUGACAUUAGCUCAACUACAACAGUUGCAACAACAAAGAAAUUCUGUAUCCACUAGCCUUCUUUCACAACGAGUUGUUGUGAGCAGUUCUGGAGGUACAAGCUUGAUAAAGUCUCAAGUUGCGACGGGUACCAGUGCUGGAAGUCCAGUAGUUGCGAAAGUGGUCCCUGCUAGUGGAAAUAGCACUCCUAUAAUUACAAUGGAAAGUUUACUUUCGGCUGCUAAGCAAUCUCAAACCUCACAGCAAGCUACAGUGAGAUUGCCUACUGUAACUAGGGCCGUUCCAUCUCAGUAUGCUGUUGUUUCAUUGCCUCAACAGAGGGUGGUUCAAACAACUGUAUCACAAGCUGGAGGCAGUGACACUUCUAAUUCAACUACAAGUGUGAAAAUGGCCACAGCUCAGGGAGUAAGGAUUCCUGGAUUGAAUCUUACUCAGAUUGCUGGGAAGCAAGUUCUUUUAGCCAGUAAGCCUGCACAACAAGCUACUACAUUGCAAGGACAGAAUGUGGUGUUAGGAAAUUCUGGAGGACAAGCUUUACUGGUUGGAGGUAGCGGUGGUCAGCAGGGUACACUUACUCUGCUGCAGCAAGGAUCACAACAGAUUCUCAUACCACCUGGUGCUCUUAAGACUCUUCAGGGUCUUAAAGUGAUUCCUUUGGCAGCUACUGGAAAACAUCCUCAGCAAGGACGACAGCAAGUUUUUGCUAGGAUAAUAAAUCCAAGCAAUGUGCGACCUGUGAUAGCUACAAACAUUGUUCAAGAAGGAACUCAACAACCUUCACCUUCAAAGGAAUAAUAAAUUCUUAAUUUUAUUUUAACAAUAUAUAUUUUAAUGAAAACAGUUUUUUUCAGUUUUGAAAAACUGAAUUAACUCAAGGCGUGAUUGAUCUCAUCGUAUUUGAGUUUUUAUCCUAUGUAUAUUUUUGUUUAGUUAAAAUUAUAGCAGGAAUCAAGUUACAUAAAAUUUGUUUGUGUUUUAAAACUAAAUUUCUUAUAUUUAUUUAAUUAAUGGGAUUGAAUGCAAUUUAGACUUCAUUAUUUUAUUUAGUAAUAUGCUUCAUAUUUAAAAUAUAAUUAUUCGUAUUAGCUAUUAAAAUUUCUUAAAAAAUUAUAAUUUAAAUAUAUUAUGUUUAUUGUAAUAAGUUGAGAAAUAAUAAAAUUAGAAAGUUUGCAUUUUCCAUAUUAUUUGAAAUAAGUAAAAUUAAUAAUAUAUAUAAAAAAAAAAAAAAAUCGCAAUGUUAAUAUUUAACAACAAAGGCUGUGUUAUUUUGUUCUUUUGUAUAUUAUUCCCAAUUUGACUAAUGUACAUUUAAUUGUGAUCAAUGUAUUUAUUUUAUAAGAUUUGGAAAUGCUAUUUUGAUUAUUAGUAAUUAUGUUAAUAAUAUUAUAAUUGAACUAAUUAUAAUUGGUAAUAUAUUAAUUGUUAAUUUCUUAAUUAAUAAAUUAAAUCUUUAUUAUUAUUUUAGACACUGUAAUUUAUUUAUAUGGCUAACAAUUAACUAAUAGGCAGUUAGUAAUUACUAUUAGAUCUUAAGAAAAAUGGAGUAAUUAAAAAUAAGGUAGUGAUUUUUUUAAAUCCUUAAUUUACUUAUUUUUAUCUUAAACUUUCUAUGAUUUUAACAAUCUGUGAUCAAUGAAUUUCGUUAAGUUGUCCUUUGUUUAUGAACUGAUGGUGUUUUUGUUUUUGAGGGUUUUCAAAGAUCUCUGUGAUAUGAAAUAUUAUUCUGUCUUUGAAGUCCUGUUUAAUAGAGACUUUGUCAGGUAUACAUUAUACAGUGACAUAUUGAGAUCUUAAGAUCCCAAUCCCUAUUCUUAAUUACUGUUAUUAAUAUCAGUAUGAUUCCUGAUCAGAAGGUUUUUUUUUUUAGAUAAAAUCUUAAUUUCCAAUGCUGUUGUUUAUUUUACAGUGAUGUACUCUGAAGUCCAAUUAUGAACUUAAUCCACUUGUUGAGAAACCAACCACAUUUGGGUUAGCUGCUGCCAUUAAUAUUACUCGUUAAAAGGUUUUUAAAUACAUACAAAAAGAAUCAGUAAAUAUCUGUGAUCAUCUUAGUGCUAUCGCCAGUUUUAUGUAUUUGUUUAUUUAUGUAUGUUAAAUUAAAACCAUCUUAUAAUAUUUGAUUCAAUUGUUUGUAUUUAUUUAUUUCUUUUGCAAUAGUUUUUGUUGAAUUUCUGGGAGAGAUCUGAUUUUAAUUUUAUUCUUAAUGUACUGUUUAUUUCUGAAAAAAAAAAAAGAAUAGUUGUAUUCUGCUAUCAAUUAACAAAAAAUGUUAAAUUAUAUUGUAAUUAUCUGUAAAUUUGUAAAUACAUCCAUUGUAAUACAGCGUUGUAAAAAGUUACCUAAUUGUACAAAUGGUUAAGGAAUUUAAAAUAAUUAUUUAUGACAUCGUGAAUUAGUUGUAAAUUUAUAUGUUUAUUUGCAUGUAAAUAAUAGAAGAUAUUCACAAAUGAAUAUAUUAUGUAUUGUUUAAUAUGUAUAUUAUACAUACAUGUAAUAAUAUUGUCUUUAAUAAAGAUGUCUCACUAUUUUUUCUUUAUGAAA